AUGAAGACCAACUAUCUCCUAAACAAUGUUUUUGCUCUCGCCGCCAUCGACCUAGCAAAGCAGGUAUCGGACCCCAACAAUAAAUCUCUAAUACUAACCAAGGAUGGAUACCGAUACCAAUCCGCAGCACUUGAGUAUUCAAACAAAGCCAAUGCUGCUUUCCGCCAGGCCCUUGAUGAAGUAGAUGCCAAUAUCACUCCAAAGAAACUGUCUGCUCUCUUGUUUUUCGCCUCCUUUACCUUCGUGCUCAAUCUCACGUUCCCCAACCCAAAGUACCAGAUCUGCAUUCUCGAAACCCUGGGCACGUCCAUGGCGUUAUACGUGGGCUCCUUCGUUGUCAACCGCCCAAACCUCGACUGGCUUAACCGGUCCUCUUGUUCUCUCGCUGGUGCUGUGAAACGCCUUCCCUCACUUCCGCCGGAGCUAAUGCAUAAACUCGACAUCGACACCCAGCUGGCCAUUGCGCGCUUGGAGUUUCUCAUCAAGCGAAUGCGCGUGCCAGUAAGGCUACCAGAAGAUAUGAUAGAGGUGAGUAUCGAUGGCGAUGGUGAUGGUGAUAGUGGUGAUAAUAUCCGCCAGAUAAACAGCACGGACUGCUAUGACAACUACAGCAGCAGUAACAGCAAUGUGCGAGUCGCAUGCGAAAUACCUGCCUACAAACGUGCCGUUGACCAGAUAAAAUAUACAUUCAUGGACGACGCGACCAAUGGGAAGUUCAAGGGAAUGUUCUAUACUAUCCUCGCUGUCGGUGGCCGGGAGCUGGCUGCGGCUUUCCAGGGCCGCGAGCCUCUGGCGCUAUACGUCGCCGCUUGUGCGGUUUGA
This is a messenger RNA of Histoplasma mississippiense, 822 nucleotides long. RefSeq lists its product with no specific name. The transcript has 2 exons. NCBI's taxonomy places the organism in Eukaryota, Fungi, Ascomycota, Eurotiomycetes, Onygenales, Ajellomycetaceae. The record is from RefSeq and is a predicted model, not a curated record. The coding region runs from base 1 to 822 and encodes 273 amino acids.